This is a messenger RNA of Scophthalmus maximus (turbot), 1693 nucleotides long. RefSeq names its product phospholipase B1, membrane-associated. The coding region runs from base 121 to 1299 and encodes 392 amino acids. Lineage: Eukaryota; Metazoa; Chordata; Actinopteri; Pleuronectiformes; Scophthalmidae. Gene Ontology annotation, biological process: phospholipid metabolic process. Gene Ontology annotation, molecular function: A2-type glycerophospholipase activity; phosphatidylcholine lysophospholipase A1 activity; retinyl-palmitate esterase activity. Gene Ontology annotation, cellular component: brush border membrane. The transcript is spliced from 16 exons. The record is from RefSeq and is a predicted model, not a curated record.
CAAAGUUCAAAGAUAAGAUUCAUAAUUAUUUACUGCAAAGGUUAUUUAUGAAGCUUCAAAGCAGCAGGUCCAAACUCUUUAUUAUUAUUCGUCUUUUCUUUUCGGGAGAACGACAGAAACAUGCUCCAGUGUUUGCUGUGUGUAGUCUGUGUAUUUGCCUCAUGUCGUGUCAACGGCCACACACCGAGCGGAGGAGACGACUACUUCAACCAGUAUGUUUUGGGAACAGAUUUUCUUCAUCGUCGUCUUCAUCCGAUGUUCAACUGCCCAGAUAUGAGUCCGUCUCCAACAGUCCCCACCUCAGUUGAAUUUGUCAAAGCUGCAGACGUCAAAGUCAUCGCUGCCCUGGGAGACUCUUUAACUACAGCUAUUGGUGCCAAUGGCUCCACGAUUUUAUCGGUACCGUUUGAAUUCCGUCAAGUGUCGUGGAGCAUCGGAGGUUACGGGACGUAUCAAAAUGUCAUCACACUGGCCAACAUUUUUAAGCUCUUCAAUCCCGAGCUGCUGGGUCCGUCCCCGGUGAGGACGAUGCACGGUCGCCCCGCAACCGUCAACGAGACCGGCUUCAACUUCGCCGUCACCGGGCACAACACGCUGAACGUCUCGGAUCAGAUAAGACACAUGAUAGACACGUUCAAGUCUUAUCCGGGCCUAAACUUCCGGGACGACUGGAAGGUGGUGACGAUGCUGAUCGGCAUGAACGACAUCUGUGAUUACUGUAAAGACAAGACUUUGUUCUCCCCCGACAACUUCAUCCACUACAUGACAGACGCUCUGGACAUGAUGAUGAAUGAGAUCCCCAGGACCAUCGUGAACGUGGUGCAGAUUCUUCACAUGAAGCCUCUCAGAGAAGUUCAGAGACCGACACUCGGCUGUCAGCUUCAAAAAAGUUUCUGCUCUUGUCUGGUUCUACCUGAAGAAAACUCCCCUGAACUGAACGAGCUGGUUGAGAUUAACCACGAAUUCCAGAGAAAAUUAGAGAAGCUUCUGCACAGCGACCGGUUCUUCAAACAGGACUUUGCCGUUGUUCUGCAACCGUAUUUAGAGAAAUCAGAACCACCCAGACUUCCUAAUGGGACACUUGACUUGAGCUUCUUCACGGCAGAUUGUUUCCAUUUCAGGGUGAAGGGACACGAGGAGCUGGCUAAGGGGCUGUGGAACAACAUGUUCCAGCCCGAAGGAGGCAAAGAGUCGAUAAAGUCGUUCACAGAGCCGGUGAAACUCAUCUGCCCACCGGAGGUACGGCGCAUCCUUACAUCUACACCAAACCCAGAGGUGUGUCGUCUGCACCGGCGCUGAAAUAUUUCUCCACGACGCUGAUGAUGUCUCUGCUUUCGGUGUUUGUCCUGUUAAAUUCACUGUAAAUCAACGCAGCACCGUCUGGGUUGAAGGUUUUAAUACCUAGAAUCAUAAAACAUAAACACUCAGGGAAGUCUAAAGGGAGGAGGAGGAGGUGUAAAUUUUGGAAUUAAGACAUUAAAAAACUAAGAAAUCAGAGAGUACUGUAUUUAUGAUUCUCUAACCCCAUCACUGGACAGAUUCUUUUCUAAAUCUGUAUAUUCUGUGGUAUGAUGUGUUUACAAAAAUCUUCAUGUUGUGACAUUUGAAGAAUAAAACGUGUUUGAAUCGACUCCAGGGUGAGACAGAUGAGUCAAAACAAACAUCUUCUCUGCCAUCGAGCUAAAAACUUGAA